Messenger RNA from Lathyrus sativus (Indian pea), 867 nucleotides. The record is from the annotation of a GenBank genome assembly. Lineage: Eukaryota; Viridiplantae; Streptophyta; Magnoliopsida; Fabales; Fabaceae.
AUGGAGGAAGGAGUGAAGAGAUGGGUGGUAGACAUAUCAAAGUGGGACCCACUCCCCCAUCAAUUCUCCUUCGCCCUCUCCCUCCUUCCUUCCCAACAACACUCCUCCGUCACCAGGUUUUUUAAAACUCAAGACCAGAAACGUGCACUUAUCAGCAGAAUGCUUCAAUAUGCACUUCUACAUCAUUUCAUCAAAAUCAAUAACCCUUUCUUAUUCACCAUUAAAACAACUUCCCAAGGCAAACCAUUCUUGGAUUUACUGGAUUAUGAUAAAUUGGGUAUUACAUUCCCAAAUUUUAAUUUCAAUGUAUCUCAUCAUGGCGACUAUGUCGCCAUAGCAUCUGAACCUUUAUGUCUUGUGGGGAUUGACAUUGUCUCCUUUGAUAUACCUCAUGGAGAAACAGUUGCGGACUUCAUUCACUCUUUUGAAUCAUACUUUUCAACUUUGGAAUGGGAUAAUAUACUCAAUGCUGCCACUUCCAAUCAUGUAUUAAUUAAGUUUUACAGGUAUUGGAGUCUAAAGGAGGCAUAUGUUAAAGCCAUGGGGAGUGGACUUGUUGAAGGGUUGAACAAAGUGGAAUUUUCUCACACAAAUUGGACUAAUAUAUCAGCUACAAUGGAUGGGAAGUUAAUGGAUUUGUGGAGAUUUUGGUUGAUUGAACUAGGAGAACGACAUUGUGUCGCGAUUGCGAGAGGUCCUCCAAAAUCAGCUGAUACUAGUUACAUAUCAACAUUGAAGAAAGUAGACUUUACUGAAGACGAAUAUAGUACAGGUCUUCAUCUUCCAAAUGUAGACUUUGUAGAACUAAGUGUAGAACAACUUGUUUUAAUUUUACAGAAAGCAUUUAGUUGUGAAAAUAGAGGUUAG